Acytostelium subglobosum LB1 is the source of this 2982-nucleotide messenger RNA. RefSeq lists its product as hypothetical. Gene Ontology annotation, molecular function: phosphatidylinositol-3,4,5-trisphosphate 5-phosphatase activity; inositol-polyphosphate 5-phosphatase activity; phosphatidylinositol-4,5-bisphosphate 5-phosphatase activity. The transcript is spliced from 2 exons. The record is from RefSeq and is a predicted model, not a curated record. Gene Ontology annotation, biological process: phosphatidylinositol dephosphorylation. NCBI's taxonomy places the organism in Eukaryota, Evosea, Eumycetozoa, Acytosteliales, Acytosteliaceae. Bases 1 to 2982 code for a protein of 993 amino acids.
AUGGGAACAGAUCACUCUGCUGCUAUUGUGAAUGGUGAAUGUCUGAUGUGGGGCGAGGUGAUGGGUCGUAAACACACUACCCUGUUCAAGAUCGUUUGGCGCAAGUUGGUGGCUAGUGUAUCUUGUGGUGCCGAUCACACCCUGUUGCUUACACAAGACAGCCGAGUUUAUGCCAUGGGGCUCAACGGUGCUGGACAACUCGGCGUCGACAUUGCCGACUCGGCCGUACCCCUGCCCAUCGCGGUGCUCAGCAAACUGCGCGUGACCAAGGUGGUCGCGGGAAAUCAAGUGUCAGCAGCCAUCACUGCCUCGGGCGACUUGUACAUGUGGGGCAGCUGCAGAUAUGGCCAGCUGGCGAAUGGAAGGCAGAGCGACAAGACGCACCAGCUCAUCCCACUGCCCGUACAGAGUCCAAUGGAUCAUCGCGAUGGCGAGCACAUUCGUUGGACCAAGGUGGCCUUUGGCGAGCAACACACAUUGGCCAUCACUGACGCUGGACUUGUAUAUUCAUGGGGCGCCAACUCUCGAGGAUGUCUUGGCAUUGGACAUUGCAAUGAUAAGCUGGUUCCCGUGCCCGUGCUCAUUAACAAUCAGCACGUUCCAGUAUUGGACGUGGCUGCGGGUGGCCAUCACUCUGCAUUGCUGACUCGCGAUGGCAUGGUAUACACAUGGGGCGCCAACACAUUUGGACAGCUUGGCAAUGGUACUGAGGUGGACUCGCCGCAUCCACAGCUGAUACAGGUAGACGUGGAGAACAAGAAGACACAACACAUUGCACUUGGUACCAAUCACUCGAUCAUCCUCACUUACACCGGUGAGGUAUACACAUUUGGCGCGGGCGACAAUCAUCAACUUGGACAUGGUAACACGCGCAACAGACUUUGGCCGUCCUUGAUCGUCCGACCCAAGAUCAAGGCAUCUGCCAUAUAUGCGGCUGGCGACUGCUCAGCGUUGUUUGUUCAGGAUGACCAAUCGAUCCUUUCCUCCUCGCCAGCGGUCACACUGGCAUCGAGCGGGGUCACAGGCCACAAACACCUGUCUCUGUUCGUUGGCACAUGGAACUGCAAUGGCAAACGAUCUACCAAUCUGGCCAACUGGCUACUCACCAACUCGUUCGCGCCAGACAUCAUUGUUAUUGGCCUGCAAGAGAUCGUUGACAUGAAGGCCACAGCUAUCGUCAAGGCAACAGCGGCGGACGGAAUGCUCAACAAAGACAAAGCGUAUCAUCCAUGGAAACACGACAUUGAACAGACAUUGGCGCUGUGCUCCGGUGCCACCUACGUAAAGGUGAUGAGCAAGCUGCUGGUGGGUCUCAUGAUCAUGGUGUUUGUCAAGGAGGAGCAUGCUCCCUUCGUCGAGGAUGCGUGUCGGGCAGACGUGCCCUGUGGCGCCAUGGGCAAGAUUGGCAACAAGGGUGGCGUUGCCAUCAGGUUCUCACUUUACAAGACAGGCUUCUGCUUUGUCAACUCGCACUUAGCAGCGGGUCCAUCACACGAUCGAAUGGAGCGUCGCGCACAAGACUUCAAGAGGAUACAACAAAUGAUGUCAUUCGAUGGCAAUCUUUCAAUGUUGGAUCAUGAAUGCUUGGUAUGGUUUGGCGACCUCAACUAUCGCAUCGACUUGUCACAGAGCGAGUGCAAGCAGUUGGUACAGAACAAGAACUGGCAGACAUUGAUGGCGUCUGAUCAGUUGGCCACUGAGAUGGGCUCGGGUCGCGCCUUUAUUGGGUUCAGUGAGCAGUCAAUCAACUUUGCCCCAACCUACAAGUAUGAUAUUGGCACAACUAUAUAUGAUACAAGCGAGAAGAAUCGAACACCAUCAUACUGCGAUAGGAUAUUAUAUCGGGGCGAAGCCAUCAAACCAUUGGUCUAUCGACGUCAUGAGUUACACGAGAGUGAUCACAGGCCGAUAUCAUCAUUGUUCCUGGUCGAAGUGAAUGCCUAUCAAGUUGGCAAUGGCGGUUGGACACGAUUCAAGUGUGCGGAGGGGCGGUCAGAGUCACCAAUCAUCCACUCUCCGCGCCAACUGCACAACAGUGUCGUACCAAAGAUCACGAUCGGAUUGAAUCAACUGGAUCCUCAGCCACAAUCUCAACUGCCCUCUGGGCCGACCAAGGACAAGCCAGCCAAGCAACUACCCUUGCCACCCCUGCCUCCCAAGUCAGGGAGAAACAGUCACAAGUUUGUCAUGUCUCGCAGGAGGAAGAUGUCGCGAUCCACUGACGAUGCUUUGUUGGGCAUUUCACAAAGUAGAAUGUUGCGCCAUGCGAUUGGAUCGGCCAGGACACCCUCGCCUGAUCCAGGCGAGCACCCACUAGAGACAGGACAACCUCAUGUUCCAUCAAUACUUAUAUCUCCAGCAUUGUCACCAUCAAGCUCAGCUUGCAACUCGCCAAGAGAGGUGAGUCCAUCAGAUGGAAGCAGCAGUGGCUGUGAAUCAAUCACUCCCCAGCCAACCACUAUCCUUGUGUCGUCUGAAGAUGGUGAUCGUGAUUGUGAUGUCAAGCUAUCAGCCAGCGAGCCUCAAUUGCCAACAAUGUCAAUGCUGAGACAACCAAGACCAACGCGAAACAAUCAACAUCCCAAGUUUGUGUACAUUGACUAUGAUUCAGACCAGGAGGUCACCAGUGGCGAGGAGGAUGAUGACAUGGCACAGAUUAUAACACAUCUGGAAGACCUCCCCAUCAACUUCUCAGACAUUCCCGGUGUGAUCUCUGAUGACGAGUGUGCCGCUCCAUCAACAUCAUCACCAUCGAACAGUAACAAUGGCAGUGAUGUGGAGUCACCAGCGACCAAUAACAACAACAGCAACAACAACAUGGAUACACUAGAUAACCGAAUAUCCAUGCUCUCUCCAUCAUAUCGCAACUCUGGACUCAAGUAUGGCAUCGUACCAAAGAUCAUCCUGGGCAAUCAGAGGCUCAAGGAUCCAUCCACAUCUCCAGGCACAGCAGGAGCAACCGCCGAUCGACCUACAUUGUAA